AGCAAUUUGCUGACUGUUUUCAGCUCAUCCAGCUGGAACAAGAUGAUCCGGAGAGCUCUGUGAAGGUCCCGAAGUUUUUCUUCAGGUGCUCUUUCGCAUUUCUUGUGUACAAUGUUCUUGCCGUCGCGUCACUACAAUCAAUCUUCGUGAUCGCGGUGCCGGAUCCACGGCCUCUGGGAUCAAUCACAAGCGAGUUAUCGCCUGCUCUGGAACCCAGCAACAUGACCUCGUCCGCUGGUGCAUCAAGCUCUUCCGGAGGGAGCACCUCUCUGCCGAUGCCCAGCACUGACAGUAAGAAGAACUCCGACGGUGGUGCGAAAGUUGUGCCGGCACAGGACGACCAAGGUACGAAGAUCACGGCAGCAUCUUCAGCCUCCUCGAGCAGCAGUAGCAAGAGGCCCGCAGCAGAACUACAUGCUGGUGGACCACAAAAAAUUGGUUCAAGUACAGCCUCGUCCACCUCUACUUCUUCCUCCACAGCCACCUCUAGUUCAUCGUCCACGGCCAUCGGAGCAGUGCACCACGUUGCAAUCGAGCUGCAAGAAACGCCCGUGACGGGUCUGAGUGCCAACUCUUCGGAAACUGCGAAAUUUCUUGACAGGAGCGGGAGCUACGAUGUUGUUGACCCAGGCACGCCCGCUAACGAUAGUACAACUGCUGCUUCUGGCGGACGAGGACCGACUGCUCAGCUCAACCUGUUGGUCGAGAAACUUGACGCCCACGCCCGACAGUUUCUCCCCCCCUGGCUGCACCCCUACUUGAAUAAGGGCGACGUGAGCAAUUUCGCCACCUUCUGCGUGAUGCUUUUCGGACUGUGGCUGCAGGUUGUGUGGUUUGAGACGGACGAGCAACGGGAACAGAAUUACAUCCUCGCGUUCGGGCUCUUCGGUUUCGCGGGCGGGUUCACAAACUGGCUCGCGAUUAAAAUGCUGUUCGAACCGGUGUGUAAUUUACCGGGCUCCGGCGUGAUCCCAGCCCGAUUCAAGGAAAUUAGGACGGUUGUCAAGUCAACGAUCAUGAAAGCGUUUUUUGACGACGAGUACUCAUUUUGUUUCAAAUUCGACAGUUGUAUUCUUCCUCUUUUGAUGUAUCAUACGUACCAACAUAGAUUCAAAAUCGAACGACCACUAUUGCAUGCUUUUCAUCGCAUGACAGCACAUCCUUUCAAGAACACUCCACCAAAUAAAUCAGGUUCUUGAACUCCUACCUUAACACCCGGGUGCCGAAACUUCUGGAGCAGUUUGACAUCCCGAGCCUGCUGGACAAACCGGGGUUUGAGACGACGCUGAAGCAAAAGAUGGAGGAAGUGGCCGCGACGCCCGAGGGAAUGAUGCUCAACAUGAUCAAGCAAAUGUUUGGGGGUUCCUUCGACGGCCUCAUGCCCAUGCUGAAGCCGACCUUGGCCGCGCUCGCAAAAGAUCUGACCACGAAUCUGGACGUACUUUACGAAAAAAAAUUUUCGAAAAAUGAUCUCACGAACAACUACUAGAACUUGCGGUAUUUUCGGAUGUGCAUUUCUAUUUGUCAUACGAAAAUGCAGAACCUUAACGUUAAGCAUGAGAUGAAAACGCACACGCAGUAUUCCAUGAUGUAGCACCAAAUAAACACCAACCUUCUUUCAGGUCGGCAGUUUCUUGUCCGUGGAGCGUAUCAAGGUGGAGAUUGACCUGCUCAUGACAGAGAAACUGGAAUUGCUUUCCCCCGACCUCGUCAAGCGUUUGCUAGAGGAAAUGAUCAGGAAACAUCUCGGCUGGCUCGUGCUCUGGGGCAACAUUUUCGGUGGCGCGAUCGGGUUGUUUUCCCUCUGGAUGCAGAUACACUUUGACUUGACGCGGAGAUAGCACAACUUGCGCCUGCGCGACUCCCAUUUGAUGCGUGACAUGAUGAGCAACAACAAAACAGCACGACGUGAACGUGUUGCAACGUCCGAGUGGUCACGUCUUCCCGCGUGAUCAUAUGUAAUACGAGGCGCCAAUAAUGUAAUCCUCGAAGUAGCGCAAGCGCUCGUUAUGAAUAGAUAGAUAAAUUAUAU
Amoebophrya sp. A120 is the source of this 2032-nucleotide messenger RNA. The record is from the annotation of a GenBank genome assembly. Lineage: Eukaryota; Dinophyceae; Syndiniales; Amoebophryaceae.